Lethenteron reissneri (Far Eastern brook lamprey) is the source of this 4751-nucleotide messenger RNA. Its product is annotated as CDK5 and ABL1 enzyme substrate 2-like. Lineage: Eukaryota; Metazoa; Chordata; Hyperoartia; Petromyzontiformes; Petromyzontidae. Gene Ontology annotation, biological process: regulation of cell cycle. The record is from RefSeq and is a predicted model, not a curated record.
GGGCGGGUAAAUAUUGAACCCGUUCCUCGGAGGGGCUCCAGUUCGUGCGGCUCCACAAGAGGCCGAGUCGAAGCAGGGAGAUCGACACAGCUGUGGGAUUAGACACAGAGAGAGACGUCCACUGCGAACAGACGCAGACCCUGGCAGUCAGACACUGGAGGGAGACACUGGAGGGAGACACAGACACUGCACACAGACACUACAGACAGGGCGCUGGUAGUCAGACACUGGAGGGAGACACUGGAGGGAGACACAGACACUGCACACAGACACUACAGACAGGGCGCUGGUAGUCAGACACUGCACACAGACACUGGAGGGAGACACAGACACUACAGACAGACACUGCACACACAGACACUGCACACACAGACACUGCAGGCACACACAGACACUGCAGGCACACACAGACACUGCACACACAGACACUGCACACACAGACACAGACACUGCACACACAGACACAGACACUGCACACACAGACACUGCAGGCACACACAGACACUGCACACACAAACACUGCAGGCACACACAGACACAGACACUGCACACACAGACACAGACACUGCACACACAGACACAUACACUGCACACACAGACACAGCAGACAGGGCGCUGGUAGUCGCCACCGUGCAGGGUGGGGGAGCCAUGCCCUGCAGACAGAGACUCUACAGGGAGGCGCUCGGGCAGCAGGCGGCGACACCCAUCACCACCACCACCCAGCAGGGGGAGGAGGAGGGGGGGCUGGCUGCUCGCCCGCCCCAGGCGGCGAUGGCCUCCGAGGCGGGCGGCGCGGCGGCUCCGGCUCCAGGCCGGGCCGCCAGCAGCAGCAGCAGCGGCGGCGGCGGCCCGGGCGGCCCGCGGAGGCGCUCGGACCCGCGGCGCCAGGCGGCGCUCAGCUUCCUCUCGUCCAUCUCCCUGGACGGGAGGCGGCCCUCGCAGGCCCGCGCCGAGCCCGACACCCCGGCGGCCUCCGUCUUCUCGUCGCCGCUUCUGCUGCUGCCGCCGCCGUCGUCCGCGACCCCCGCGGGCCCCGCGGGCCGCGAGUCGCCGCUCUUCUUCCCGGCGACCGGGCCCACCGCGGGCCCCGGGGGCAGGCCCCGCGUCCCGGGCGGUGUUGGUGGUGGCGGUGGUGGUGGCGGCCCCGGGGCCGUGGGAGCGACCUCGGGCCCCGCGCCGUGCCCCGUUUGCCCGGCGGGCCGCGCCCUGAGCCCCGUGGAGGUCUCCGACCCGCUCCGUGCCAGCGUGCCGAGUCGGCGCCGGCUGCUGUCGCGGUCGUCGGUGGACACCCUGGAGGAGAUCGAGGAGAACGCGCCGCUGCGUAGGUGCCGCACGCUCUCGUGUUCCCCACGACCCAAGGCGGCGCUCAAGAAGGUUCACUUCAUCAAGAACAUCCGGCAGCACGACACUCGCAACGGCAGGAUCGUGCUGGUCUCCAGCAAGCGCUCGCUGUGCUCCGUCUUCUCGGUGGUGCCGUACCGAGACGCCAACCCCUUCGGGGAGGUGCGAUCGGACGGCACCCGACAGCGCCACCACUCGGGAGGGCACACCAGCUACCCGGAGCGCGCCGGGUCUCUGGGCUGGCUGGAGGGCGUGAACCUGGGAGCGGACGGGGCAGUAGUGCACGAGGCCGUGUCGUACGCCCAGUUCCUGCACCCCACCAGCGCGCUCGUCACACGGCGCGCCCACGCAGCCGGCGAGGGGGUGGCCGCGCUGGCACGCGGCGCCCGUGCGGGGACCGCGCCGGCGCCGCACCGACAAGCGCCACACCAUGCCGAGUCCGGCGAUCGUGUGGGUUACGACCCUGACUUGCUGGAGGACCCACAGUGGCCAUGUGGGAAGCACAAGCGAGUGUUCAUCUUCCCCUGCUACAUGACGACCAUCAUCGAGUACGUGCGCCCGUCCGACCUGAAGAAGGACAUGAACGACACUUUCAAGGAGAAGUUCCCGCACAUCAAGCUCACGCUCAGCAAGAUCCGCAGCCUGAAGGAGGCGAUGCGGCGGCUGGCGCGCGACGACUGUGGACUGGAGGAGGGCGCCGUCGCCAUGGCGCACGUGUACUUUGAGAAGCUGGCGCUGCGUGGGAAGCUGAGCAAGCAGAACCGCAAGCUGUGCGCCGGCGCCUGCCUGCUGCUCGCCGCCAAACUGGCCAGCGACCUGCGGCGGCGCGACGUCAAGCUGCUCAUUGACAAGGUGGAGGAGCGCUUGCGGCUGAGCCGCCGCGAGCUGCUGGAGUUUGAGUUCCCAGUGCUGGUGGCGCUGGAGUUUGCGCUGCACGUGCCGGAGCGCGAGGUCAUGCCGCACUUCCGCCGCCUGUCGGUGCGGGACUGAGCUCCGCGCCGCCGAGCUUAGCCAGGCGUGGCCAGGCGUGGCAAAGCGCGGCGCCGGGAGAUGUCGCCCGUCGGCAAAACCAGCAUCCGUGCGGUCAAGGCGGAGCCAACAUUAAGAAACUUUGUUGAGCGGUGGCACCGGGAGAUCUGGAAGACAUGGGAGCCAUGGAUAUGCCGCGUCGUCAUCCUGAUCAUUGUUGCCGGCUCCUGGCUUGGCUCCGCAGCCAUCCUACCGUGAUGCUGUAGGAGUUUCGGGUGUCCCAAGGGGUCCCCGCGAGCGCCCGCUUGACGACCUCAAUAGCCGCGUUUACAUGACCCUCCCUUUGCGUCCAGGGAGGUCAGGGAGUCUCAACGUGGGCACCACGUCCGCACCGGCUGAGCAGUGCUCCCGGACCGUGCUCGCGGACACCUGGGCAGUAUCUCCAGGCAUCAGAAAUGCAACAACAAUAAAAUAAAUAACAGUUUAAUUAAUCAUUCAUAUCGUUUGCGUUGACGUCACGCACAACUUCCUGUUCGCAUCCUCGUUGCUGGCCCGAUCUGUGUGGUUUACCCACCAGGUUAAGUCGGUUUCGCGUGGUCACAGGUAGGGAGUCGCACUCCUCCCUAGGGCUGUGUCGCGGCCAUAUUUUGUGCACUUUGCCCACCUGAAUUCCUGCCCGGUGGCGUCAGUAAAACGGUGGCCGGACUACCGAGCGCGCAGGUACCACGGCAACCCGAGUUCUCGUGCCACGCCUUAGAGAUGAACAAACCGCGGACAGUGCGUGAUGGUGCGGUGUGGCUCCGAGGCAGCUUAUAUGUAGCUACUAGGUGAUGCUGAUUGCUAGGAUUUUAAAGAUCAAACUUAAUGUGCACUCUACCAAAGUGUUUUUAUUAUUCGAGGGGGUUGCGUCGGUGACGUCACCUUGCGCCAGUUUCUUGACAUCGGCCAGCGCCCUUGCUCCUCACUCAUUGCUAGAAAACGGAAUGCACUGCCGGGUCACUUAUGGUGGAGUAAAGUGUGAGUUACCCCAUCUCCGGUAAUUCAUGUUAAUCUUGUCCAAUGAACAUUACAGACGAAUACAUUCGUCAAAGUAUUUUAACUUUUUUUACUACGAGUGGACGAAAGUCAUUGUGCGAUGAUGGCGACUGCAGCUACCCCAACGAAGACUAAAGCGCGACAAACUGAUGAGAAGUGAAAGAUAACUUUGUAACGCUAUCGGAGAAUGCAGUGCACGGAGCGUUCUCCUCGACUCGACUGAAUAACUAAACCAAAUCCACAGACUAAGGCUCGACUCGAUUUCCAUUGGUCGACUUCACUUAGACUACCACUAAAAUAACAGGUGGUGACUAAACUUGAUGCUGGUUCUAAUCUGUCCGACCAUAACAACACAAGCUGGAUAAACCGCACUCUAUGAGGGAGACAUUUACGUUCAGUGCUUUGGCCGCUAUGGAGAGGGAUCACGUGUGCAAGUGUGAUGUGCGUGUUGGCGUGUGGUCAGCUUCUGCAGGUGUGUCCCAACAGACGAGCGCGUGGCCUUGCCGCUGGUAGGCCAUGUGUGGCCGCAUGCUCUGCGGUUCUCAUUAUUUCUCCACUCCGAUUAGCACAGUUGGCUAUGUAAGGUGCGAAGGAAGUUUAACGUACAUACUUGAAGCUGAACAUCGGAUGCAUUUCACGAGCAUCCCUGGCCAGGAAUGGCGGGAUUUUGCGAUGGACUUUUUUCCCGGUAUACGACCGAGCCGUGUCGGGACCGUGCAGGACUCGCCUGGUGCCAUCCUGCUCCUGCUGGGCCCUGAGCCAGAUUCGGAUGUCUUGCGAGUUGCGAGACCAGAGCAUCCCGCUUUGGUUCUGGCUCAGCUCGGCAGAGAGUCAGUGGAAAACCACCGCCCGUACCGUGAGGGCCGCACUCUGGCUCGGCUCGGAUGUGCCAGUGGAACAGGUUAUUUCAGAACAAGGGAACAUCUGUCUUUGUAUAGCUUUAUUAUUCAGUCAGAAUAGCUGUUUUUAAAUGUAUGUAGAGCUUAGUUGGUGUACUCUUGUUGUGUCUAUGAGGUAUGAAUGCGAUGUCGAGUGUCUCUUGAGGAUGAAGCUAUUAUAGACACAGCGACAAUUUGCAAUUCACGCAACUGGAAGGAUUGGAGUGGUGGCAGAGUGAUUUGCACACUGCGCUAUGAACCCGGUCCCCCCAGUUCGAUUCCCAGCCGUGGCUAUCAUCAGUGGCAAGUGAAAUGUAUACCGGUCCUGGGCUCUCCCUUCAACCUGUGUUGACCGAUAUGGUGAAGUAUGGUCAAACAACCCCCAUGAGCAACAUGGGGGCCUUUACCGAGCAGUGGUUUUAUAAAAGACUGGAAUGUUUCAAGUACAUAAUACAAUAUCAGGUCUCCAUUGCAAACACGCUUGGUGGAUUGGGUGCGCAUGUGGUUAAAUAAAGGAUUUUGUUCGUA